Messenger RNA from Odontomachus brunneus, 1425 nucleotides. Its product is annotated as leucine-rich repeat-containing protein 59. NCBI's taxonomy places the organism in Eukaryota, Metazoa, Arthropoda, Insecta, Hymenoptera, Formicidae. The transcript has 6 exons. Gene Ontology annotation, molecular function: protein binding. Bases 140 to 1156 code for a protein of 338 amino acids. The record is from RefSeq and is a predicted model, not a curated record.
AAGUAAUUUUUAUAAGAUACCCGCAAAGGUAUAGUAAUCCAUCGCGAUAACCGACAAUCCGACAUUACGGCCAACAUACGGUACACGUCAGGUUAUUGUAUUCUCUAUUUUACGUUUUGCAUUUUAUAAAACAAUAAAUAUGACAGUAAAAUUAAAUCUGAAGAACAUAAAGGACAAACUGAAAGACAAUAGUCUUGACCUUAGUUUAUGUGAACUGAAAGAAGUACCUGUGCGAGAAAUCGCAUCUAUCAGGAAAGCCACAAAUGUAAAUUUAUCGACCAAUCUUCUGGUUUCAUUGCCGACUACUUUUGUUACUCUAAGACAAAUUGUGAAGUUGGAUCUCAGUAGAAACAUGUUAACUGAAUUGCCUGAAAACUUUGGUGCAAUGACACAAUUAAGACAUCUUGAUUUAUAUGCUAAUCAGAUCAGCAGAUUACCAUUAAGUCUAAGUGAACUAAAGAACCUAAGAUGGUUGGACUUGAAGGAAAAUCCCUUGACUGAAGCUGUAGCAUCUGUAGCGGGACCAUGUAGUAACUUGAACGAGUGUCAAGCUUGUGCUCGCAAUGUUGUCAAUUAUUUAUCUACUGUUAAACUUCUCAUAGAAGAAGAGAAGUUACGUAGAUUAAAUAAUACCACAGGUGAGACAGAGAAAGAAGUGACAACUGUAAAGAAGGAAAGUAAAAAGAAAAAGAAGAGAGAUUCAGAAAAGGAAUAUAAGACAAACUCAAAUAAAAUUGAGUCUUCAACACAGAACAAAGAUUUGCAGGACAAUAAUGAUAAUAUAAGAUUAACUGAAUUUUCUAAUAAUGCGUGUAGACACGAAUCGCAUAAAUUUACAGCUGUUGGUAAGUCAGGCACUAAAUUGUAUCGAUCUCUUACAUGGAUAACUAUAUGGUUCUUCAUAAUCAGUUCAUUGCUUACUAUAGCACUAUUAGUUUUUUCAUGGCAUUAUGAACAACAAACAGAUACAUUUCUGCAAAAUGCACAAACAUUGUUGGGCCUACCAUUGAAAACUUAUCAUAAACACACCAUAGACUUGCUGCAACGUGUGAUAGAUAUCACAGUGUUACAAAUAGAAUCUGUUACCGACAUGAUAAACGAUUUUUAUGAAACGCAUUUUAAAAGUAAUACAAAUAAUGCGAGAAAUGAUUUAUAAAAUUGUUUCUUUAUUGAUAUAUUAAUAUAUUUGAACAAUAUAACACAAAAAGUAAAAUUGUAACAAAUUAAUACAGAUUUGGGUAGAAAUUGCGUUUCUUGACACAAACUAUUUGUUGAGAUAAAGAGAAAGAUGAGUUUUUGUACAUAUACAAUGUUUAUUAACUACAAUAAUACCAUGGCAUUUAUGUGCAUUUAAUAAUUAAUUAUAUCAUGAAGACAGAGUAUAAUUAUUUUUAACAAAGAAUAAAAGAAAUAAAUGAACAAGUA